This is a messenger RNA of Leptomonas pyrrhocoris, 1937 nucleotides long. Its product is annotated as putative Eukaryotic translation initiation factor. Gene Ontology annotation, molecular function: translation initiation factor activity; RNA 7-methylguanosine cap binding. The record is from RefSeq and is a predicted model, not a curated record. Gene Ontology annotation, cellular component: eukaryotic translation initiation factor 4F complex. Bases 918 to 1937 code for a protein of 339 amino acids. Gene Ontology annotation, biological process: translational initiation. Lineage: Eukaryota; Euglenozoa; Kinetoplastea; Trypanosomatida; Trypanosomatidae. The transcript has a single exon.
GUGUAAUUGCGUAACGUGGUGAAGGUGUCUGGUUUAAUUACUUUUUUUUUCUAGUGAUUUAAUGCGCGUUGUUGCUUUGUGGUAAGGUAUAGAGAAAACAUCAAGGAGUAUUACAUCAAAGAGUUUUUCUCCUCUUCAAUCGUUUUGACGGACCUUCAGACUUCCACGAACUGCUUACCUUCGACGCGUGCAAUUUUCUUUUGCCGUCAAUCGUCGUUCGUGACGUAGAAUCAAAAGAGGACAACUCGGUGUGUGUCUUUUCGGGGGGAGUUUUUGCUCGCACAUGACGGUCAGCUUGCCAUACAGCCGCUUCCCACUGUGUUAGAUUGAUUUUUUUCUUCUUCUACUCUUUUGCGCUUGAACAAAUCAGCGGUCUCGAAAAGAAAAGUGAAAGGCUAAACUGUGCGUUGCUGGAACUGCUGCUUCUCUCUUACCUUUCGCUUACGUUUCUUUUGGCUUAAACAUCCUUCUCUCUGUGUCUUUUUGUUUUUCUCUCUCAGGAGAGUUGCAUUACACGCCUGACAGAAACGGCGUACACGCAAGCCAAAGAAAGCAUACUCUUUUGGCGUUUUUAAAGUCCAUUUUUUCCUUCCUUUCUUUUUACUGCUUGUUUAGCAGUCAGUGUGCGCUUCACAGCUCAUUUUGUUUUUGUUUUUCUUCUUUUUCAUUCUUGUCCUCCUUCUAUCAACUCGGUGCUCAUCUGCUGUUCCUUUGUUUGCUUGCCUCACAAUUCCGGUUGCGCUACGGUGAACGUCUAACGCUUCCAUUUCUGUUGUGUUGUGUUUGUUGUUGCUGCUGCUGCCGCUGCUGCUACAAAGACAGAAUAGAAACGACACCAAGAGGGAGGAGCAAGGAAAAAAGAAGAGAGUUUAAUAGCCCAGCUACAAGCGCGACGCGUGUCAUUGCAGAAAUUCAGUAUGAAUCCGUCGGCCGCCGCGUUUGUUCCUAAGAAAGGAGAAAAGUCACCCGCGAAGGGCAAGACGAACGCUGCUGCGCAUCCUCCAUCACCGCCGCUCGCCACGAAGCUCAGCGCUGCUGCCCAACCUUUUGUGCCCGUGGCCCCAAAGACGGACGGACCGGUGCCCGCCGAGGAGUUGAAGCCAGAGGUGCGGCCGAUGGAGGUGCCGAAGCAGGCGACCGCGAAGACUGCCGCUGCUGAGUCGCCUGAGGGACCGGCCAAGGAGACCAAGGACACGAACGACGAUUCGCAGCUGGACUGGCUGCCCGAGGCGCAGCCCGUAGACUGGUCGGAGAGCAAGCUGCCGAAGCUGUUUGGGUGUCACAACACGGCUGCCAAGGCGACGUCGACGGCCAUUCAUCUUCACGCCUCGUGGGACCUCUAUGCCGAUGAGCACCAAAGCGGCAAUGGCUCCCCUGCCCUUAGCUCUCCUACCCAGAUGAUGACCUUCGAGCCCAUCUUUGUGGCCAACGUCGCGGAUGUGGAGCACUUCUGGCGCUUGUGGCGCUACCUGCCCGCGCCGUCCGCGCUGCCGACGCUCUUCACCUACUCGUGGUUCCGCAAGGACGUCCGCCCCGAGUGGGAGCACCCGCGCAACAAGAAGGGCGGCACCAUCACAAUCGUCGUGUUCGACCGUGACCGCUCGGGCCUUAGCGACAAGCAGGUGCUGGACGACGUGUUUAUGGCCAUGCUCGUUGGCGCCGUUGGCGAGAGCUUCCAGGAGUGCAGCACCACUCUCAACGGCAUGAUGCUCAAGGUGCGCCCCAAUAAACCGGUCACCCUGCAGCUGUGGACGGCGCAUUCAGAGGUGGGCAAGCUGAAAACCUUCGCGAACAGCGUCCGCGACACGCUGAGCAAGAUUAUGGGUGCAAAGACGCUGCAGAAGAUGGAGUACUACUCACACCAUCAAAAGCAGGCCUCCACUAAUAGCCUCGCCGCCCGCAUGAAGGCGAAGAUCGCUCCGGACCACACGUUUUAG